AUGAUAAUUGGUUCGAACUAAGGUUCUCAAGUCUGGGACCAGACAGGAGAGGUUAUCACUCCUCUUUUCAACACAACAAAAAGUAUAACAUUUUUUGUAAGUAUCAUUAUUUAUAGGCUCUACAUCUACGGAGGGCAUGAUAUCAGAGAGGGUUCUAAGGAUUCUUUGUGGGUUUUAGACUUGAGAAAACUAAAAGACCUUGAUUUAGACCCUUCUUUGUAAAGCAAAGAUUGCCAAUGGAAAUAAGUAACCACUAAGGGUGAUGAUAAACCAGGUUGUCUAGCUCAUCAUACAUCUGUCGUGUUUGGUGAUAAAAUGUUUCUAUUCGGUGGCUCAAAUCUAGAAUUCGAGAAUAGAAAAUUUUUCUCCUUAGAUUUGAAUCAUUUUAGAUGGGAUGUCGUCAAGUCAAGAGGAGAUUUACCAAUUACUAGAGAUGAGCAUACUUGCAUUGUCUAUGAGAAUGAGAGUUCGAUGAUUAUCUUUGGAGGGUUUUGCAAUGGUGAAAGAACCAAUGAGAUUAUCAAGUAUCUCUUCUAGGAAAAUAGAUGGGUAAAAUUAAAUCUUCCCAUUGGUUCACUUUAACCAUCUCCAAGAAGUGGGCAUAGCGCAUGCAUCUUUGAAAACGCUAUGUAUGUUUUCGGAGGAAAAGAUGAUGAUAAUAAUAAAUUGAAUGAUUUAUGGAGGCUAGACUUGAAUACUUACUAGUGGAAUGAAGUUAAACUUACUGAUGAUAUAAUCCCCCUAGAGAGAGCAGGACACUCAUGCGAUAUAUUUGACUCAUUUAUGGUUAUUUUCGGAGGAAUCUAUGAAAUUACCAAAGAACUCAACGAUUUGUACAUGUUUGACUUUAAGAGGUCAAGAUGGAUUACAAUCUUCGAAGAAUCUCACUCACCGAAGAGAGACUAAUCUCCUUAAGCAAAUGAAGAGGUCUCUCCCAUUGGAGGAAUUAGUCCCAAAAAAAUGUCUAAUAGUUCUCCAAAUGUAAGAAAAACAGGCUCACCUCCCAAAACUUCCUCUAAGAUAUUAAAACCCUCAACUUCCUCAAAAAUAAAGAAAAAUCUUAAUCUUAGUACUCAUCACACUCAACCAAUGAGCAGAAACAAUAAAGUCAAUGGCCAAAUGAUGAGUGCUAUUCAGCUGACUACUCCAACAUCAAUAUCAAUGAUGAACUCCUUUAUCAUUAAAAAUGCGGAUACUAGUUUCGAUCAAUACUAUAGCUCAAUGAAAAAGAGAAAGCAAUAGUAAAAUUUAUCUUCUACGUUCAAUAACAAUUAAUAAAACACCUAACACAAUACAUCUUAAAUGAUGACUGGAAAUGACACUUCUUAUGGAAAAAACAAAGGAAAAAGGCCGGCCGCAAGAGAUGGUCACAGUGGUAUUAUGUUUGGGAAAUAUUUUAUCGUGUUUGGUGGUGAUAGACAUCACAUGCCAUUUAAUGAUACCUUCGCUUUGGAUCUAAAAGGAGAGAUUACUUCUAAGAGUUUUCUUUUCGCUUGA
Messenger RNA from Stylonychia lemnae, 1497 nucleotides. Lineage: Eukaryota; Ciliophora; Spirotrichea; Sporadotrichida; Oxytrichidae. The record is from the annotation of a GenBank genome assembly.